Molecule: messenger RNA, 609 nt
Organism: Grosmannia clavigera kw1407
Lineage: Eukaryota; Fungi; Ascomycota; Sordariomycetes; Ophiostomatales; Ophiostomataceae
Product: GTP-binding protein ypt1
Exons: 5
Coding region: 1-609 (202 amino acids)
Molecular function (GO): GTPase activity; GTP binding
Source: RefSeq, a predicted model, not a curated record
AUGAAUCCCGAGUACGACUAUCUGUUCAAGCUUCUCCUCAUCGGUGACUCCGGUGUUGGAAAGUCUUGUCUGUUGCUGCGAUUCGCCGACGAUACCUAUACCGAGUCCUACAUCUCAACCAUCGGUGUCGACUUUAAAAUCCGGACUAUCGAGCUGGACGGCAAGACGGUGAAGCUGCAGAUUUGGGACACGGCCGGCCAGGAGCGCUUCCGUACCAUCACGUCCUCGUACUACCGUGGUGCCCAUGGCAUCUGUGUCGUCUACGAUGUCACUGACAUGGACUCGUUCAACAACGUCAAGCAGUGGCUGCAGGAGAUUGACAGAUACGCCACCGAGGGCGUCAACAAACUGCUUGUCGGCAACAAGAGCGAUAUGAGCGAGAAGAAAGUCGUCGACUACCAGGUCGCAAAGGAAUUUGCCGACAGCCUCGGCAUCCCCUUCCUCGAGACCUCGGCCAAGAACGCCAACAACGUUGAGCAGGCCUUCCUCACCAUGGCUCGCCAGAUCAAGGAGCGGAUGGGUAGCACGGCCACUAACAACACCAAGCCCAGCGUGCAGGUCGGCGCCGGUCACGGUGUGUCCAACAACUCGAGCGGCGGCUGCUGUUAA